This is a messenger RNA of Alexandromys fortis (reed vole), 2490 nucleotides long. RefSeq names its product high mobility group AT-hook 2 (gene Hmga2). Gene Ontology annotation, biological process: regulation of DNA-templated transcription. Bases 537 to 866 code for a protein of 109 amino acids. Lineage: Eukaryota; Metazoa; Chordata; Mammalia; Rodentia; Cricetidae. The transcript is spliced from 5 exons. Gene Ontology annotation, molecular function: transcription coregulator activity; DNA binding. The record is from RefSeq and is a predicted model, not a curated record. Gene Ontology annotation, cellular component: nucleus; chromatin.
UGUCUCUCUGCUUUCUGUCUCCCUCAGUCUCUCUCUCUUUUUCUCUCUCUGGAGAGAGGAGGAGGAAUUCUUUCCCCGCCUAACAUUGCAAGAGACACAAUUCACUACAAGUCUCCCUUUCCAAGCUGCUGCAAGCGUCCCCAGUGCCCGUAACUCCCGAUCCUUAGAGGAGAGAGGAGCCCUCUCCACCUUCAACUCUCCCUCUCCCUCGUUUCCCGCCUCCUCUCACUACCUCCACCUCCACCUCCGCCACCCACCGCCCGCAGCGCCUCCUCCUCUUCUCCUCCUCCUCCCCUCUCUCUCUUUUUUGGCAGCCGCUGGACGUCCGGUGUUGAUGGUGGCAGCAGCGGCAGCCUAAGCAGCAGCCCUCGGCGCGCGCCAGCUCUGCCAGCUCCGCCAGCUCUCAUCGCCCCUGCCUUCUCCAGCCCUCUCCAUCCCGUCUCCCGAAAGGUGCUGGGCGGAUCCGGGGCGGCGGAGGGCGAGCGGCUGCAGCGGCGGUAGCGGCGGAGGCAGCGGUAGCGGCGGCGGGAGGCAGGAUGAGCGCACGCGGUGAAGGCGCCGGGCAGCCGUCCACUUCAGCCCAGGGACAACCUGCCGCCCCGGCGCCACAGAAGCGAGGACGCGGCCGACCCAGGAAGCAGCAGCAAGAGCCGACCUGUGAGCCCUCUCCUAAAAGACCCAGGGGAAGACCCAAAGGCAGCAAAAACAAGAGUCCUUCUAAAGCAGCGCAGAAGAAAGCAGAGGCCAUUGGAGAAAAGCGACCAAGAGGCAGACCUAGGAAAUGGCCACAGCAAGUCGUCCAGAAGAAGCCUGCUCAGGAGGAAACUGAAGAGACAUCCUCGCAAGAGUCUGCCGAGGAGGAUUAGGGGGCGCCAACAGCCGAUUUCUACCUCAGCAUCAGUUGGAUCUUGCGAAGGGAGAAGACACUGCAGUGACCACUUACUCUCUACUGCCGCGGUCUUUCCACUCUCUGCGGGACGGGGCGGGGGCGGGAUGGGCGAGGGGUGGGGGUGGGGCGGGAGAAAUCACAUAACCUUGAGAAGGACUAUAUUAAUCACUUUCUUUGUAACCCCUUCACAGUCCCAGGUUUAGUGAAAAACUGCUGUAAACACGGGGGACACAGUUUUAACAAUGCAACUUGUAAUGACUGUUUUCUCUUUCCUUAACCUACUAAUAGUUUGUGGAUCUGAUAAGCAAGGGUGGGUGGUGGAGAAAAACCUCUGUGUUGGGCUUAAUCAGUCACGACAUCCAAACCCUAACAGGUCACCCUAGUGACUGGGAGCAUUCGUAUAAGAAAAGCAUUGUAUGUGACUUUGUGCAGUCCCCCAAGAUACCACCCUACCCCAAUCAUAGUGAAUCUUCCGCUUAGGACACCAAAGAUAAGAACUAGAUACUACCCUCCUUUGUGUAUAAUCUUAUAGACACUUACUUGAUGAUUUUUUUUUUACUUUUUAAUUCUAAAUAAGAUAAAAUGCCGGUGUAUCUUUUCAUUCAGCUAGCAAACCAGAGUGGGUGAUGCUCAUUUUUUCAAAAAGGGAAGUAAACAAAUAAUAACUGUCGGCUCCCGUGGUUAUGGGCUCACACAAGUCAACGGGAGUGACGCACCCACAAGCAUUCUUUCCCUCUUAGGGAGACUACACAGCCAAAAGCCACUUAGCAGUAAGCGACACUUGUCAGUGGAGGACACGUGUCACCCUCGAAGCCUCCUAGACAAGUUAAAGUUACCCUUUUUUGGAAUUCAAUGAGAAAGUACCGUGCCUGAUGAACUCACCCAAGUGAUGUGGUGAGAAGAGCAAAUAGACAUUUCUUUUGCUAUGUAGUUAAAGGACCAUAAUUUUGAAAAGCAAAAAAAGCUCUCGCUUGCUCUCCACCUUUCCCUCCCCCUCCCUUGCCUCUCUGUCCUCUCUCUUCUCUCUCGUUCUUCCUUGUGUACAGUUUCCGUGAAAGACCGCAGUGCCAUUACCUCAAACGAAGCCUGUGUGUUACUUCAAGUAAUCCAUUUGUUUUGACACAGACGGCCGGCCGAGGCGCAUUGUCUCGGUUCGGUCUGCCGUCUCUGCAUUCAAGCUGCACUUUUAGCCAGAGAUGCAAUGAUUCCCCAGUACUCACUACUACCUCUGAAUGCUACAGUGACCGUGCAGUCCUGCACUUGUUACCCGCUGCUAGGCGCGAGCCCUGCCAAGACAGAAAAGCACUGACGGGAGCAGGCAGUUCCAUCACCCACGGUUCCCCGUCACUCUUGUCAAAGACACACUCUUCCUCUGUCUCAGCGUGGCUAUGCAUGUUUCUGUGAUUUUUUUUUUUAAUUAAAAUUUUACAAAUGCUUGUUGCAGCUUCCCUGCUAGAUUGCUACAUUAAUUUGAAACACUUUUUACCCAAGUCGCUCCUAGUUCUUAAGGAUAAUUUUCCUCAGUGACACCUCAUCGUAUCUCUCUCUCUCUCUCUCUUUUCUCUCUCUCUCUCUCUCUCUCUCUCUCUCUCUCUCUCUCU